Molecule: messenger RNA, 5169 nt
Organism: Choloepus didactylus (southern two-toed sloth)
Lineage: Eukaryota; Metazoa; Chordata; Mammalia; Pilosa; Megalonychidae
Gene: SEPTIN11
Product: septin 11
Exons: 10
Coding region: 167-1456 (429 amino acids)
Biological process (GO): cytoskeleton-dependent cytokinesis
Cellular component (GO): septin complex; septin ring; microtubule cytoskeleton
Molecular function (GO): GTP binding; molecular adaptor activity; GTPase activity
Source: RefSeq, a predicted model, not a curated record
GGGGCGGUGGCGUGGGGGGAGCAGAUGCCGCUGGCUGGGAGCGCGAGCCGGCCGCCAGCAGAGCGCAGCCGCAAGAAAGGCGCGGGGGAGGCGAGCCGGAGCCAGAGUAGCAGCCUGUGUCCGCCGAAAGCACCCGGGUGCAGUCGGAGCCGGAGCCGCAGCCGCGAUGGCCGUGGCGGUGGGAAGACCCUCUAAUGAAGAUCUUCGAAACUUGUCCCUUUCUGGCCAUGUUGGAUUUGACAGUCUCCCUGACCAGCUGGUCAACAAGUCUACUUCUCAAGGAUUCUGUUUUAACAUCCUGUGUGUUGGUGAGACAGGUAUUGGCAAAUCCACACUAAUGGACACUUUAUUCAACACCAAAUUUGAAAGUGACCCGGCUUCUCACAAUGAACCAGGUGUGCGGUUAAAAGCCAGAAGUUAUGAACUUCAGGAGAGCAAUGUACGGCUGAAGUUAACCAUUGUUGACACCGUGGGAUUUGGAGACCAGAUAAAUAAAGAUGACAGCUAUAAGCCAAUAGUGGAGUACAUUGAUGCCCAAUUUGAGGCCUACCUGCAAGAGGAAUUGAAGAUCAAACGUUCUCUCUUCAACUACCACGAUACAAGGAUCCAUGCCUGCCUCUACUUCAUCGCCCCUACAGGACAUUCACUCAAGUCCCUGGACCUGGUCACCAUGAAAAAGCUGGACAGUAAGGUGAACAUCAUUCCAAUAAUUGCAAAAGCUGAUACCAUUGCCAAGAAUGAAUUACACAAAUUCAAGAGCAAGAUCAUGAGUGAACUAGUCAGCAAUGGUGUCCAGAUAUAUCAGUUCCCCACAGAUGAAGAAACGGUGGCAGAGAUUAAUGCAACAAUGAGUGUCCAUCUCCCAUUUGCAGUGGUUGGCAGCACAGAAGAGGUGAAGAUUGGCAACAAGAUGGCAAAAGCCAGGCAGUACCCCUGGGGUGUGGUGCAGGUUGAGAAUGAAAACCAUUGUGAUUUUGUGAAACUCCGGGAGAUGCUGAUCCGAGUGAACAUGGAAGAUUUGCGGGAACAGACUCACACCCGCCACUAUGAACUGUAUCGGCGCUGUAAGCUCGAGGAGAUGGGCUUCAAAGACACUGAUCCUGACAGCAAGCCCUUCAGUCUUCAGGAAACAUAUGAAGCAAAGCGGAAUGAAUUCUUGGGAGAACUUCAGAAGAAAGAAGAAGAAAUGAGACAAAUGUUUGUUAUGAGAGUGAAAGAGAAAGAAGCUGAACUCAAAGAGGCAGAGAAAGAGCUUCAUGAGAAGUUUGACCUCCUAAAGCGGACACACCAAGAAGAGAAGAAGAAAGUGGAAGACAAAAAGAAGGAGCUUGAGGAAGAGGUGAACAAUUUCCAGAAGAAGAAAGCAGCAGCUCAAUUACUACAGUCCCAGGCCCAGCAGUCUGGGGCCCAGCAAACCAAGAAAGACAAGGAUAAGAAAAAUGCAAGCUUCACAUAAAGCCUGGCAAGCCAAGGAUGUUCCCGCAUUCACCUGCUUUUGCAGUAAUAUUGUGUCUUUGCCAUCUGUGUCCUUUUAUUUUUAUUUUUAUUUUUUUACUCUUCCUCAAACACCAAUAACUAUUAACUCAUUUUACUGAAUGUUGUUGGGUGGUGGAAAAUGGUAGAACAAGGGAAUGACAGCAAAAGCUAUGUGCAGCUGGACUUUGUUUCUAGAAAGCAAAUGGUUUGUCUGUUAUGCCUGUUCAGAAUGGCAGCAGGAAGCAUGCCUGUUACUUGUAUGUUGCUUUGGACUGAGGAAAGGAGGUUGAAAUGCUUUGUGUACGUCUGACGCGAAAACUUCUCACCACCUCAGCACUCAACUAAAAACCAGAACAGCCAUGACAACAUCUUGCAUUGUCUUGAUUAUUCAUCUCAGUGAUCGCAAAAUCCGUGAACUCACCCUGUCUCUUCUCCACAUUACCCCAAACUAAGGUAGAUUUGUGUAUAGGCAGAACUGUGGGUAAGCAUUAUAUGAAUUUUUCAUUUUAAUCAAUAAUAUUAUUUGGCCUGGAAUUGUGGGUCUGUUCAGACUGUUUCCUCUUGAUGGUUUUAAACUGCAUCUGAACACCUAUCUCUCAAAUCCUGGCCAAGUUGGAGUGGGAGGACUGUCACAGAAAACUUAUGAUUAUGUUCACUUUUAUCAGUGCAACCUUGUUUGUUUCACAGAUAGUGAUCUCAAAGUUUGGACCAUACACCCUUCUACAAAGGAUGAUGGUUUUCUCAACCUAUUUUCUACCUAAGAUAAGGAAUUGUUCAUAAAUACACCUAAAUUUGUUCUCAGUGAGUUGGGUGGGGAGGGUCUAAUAACUGAUUCCAGGAUAUAAGUACAACUUCUAAUAAAAUUUUUAACUAACGAAGAGGAGAAAAUUUCCAGAAAUGCUUCAAGUAGAAAAUUUGUUAUAAACUGUGUGUCAUCUGCAGCACAAGUUUGAGGGGAAAAUGGGGAAGAACAGAACACAAACACAUGAAUCAGGAAAGUAGAAAUUCAACUUUACAUCUGGCUUCCUUACUUAGUUCCCUUCAAUAUUUGGCGAUAAAGGGAAGAAGAAAUAGAACAAUUGGUUUCUCAAAUCCAGUUAUCUUGGAAUCCACGACUAGCUUCACCUGCUCUCUCUGUCCAAGGCCCAUUGAGCUGAUGCCCCAAAGCCUCAGCAGUGAGGGUGAGAGUAUCCUAUAUACCACGAUGUGAACUGUGUGCCUAAUUUGCAUAGAAAAAUUAUGUGUAUUUAAUCUGUUUUCUGUACCAUUCCUUUCUGAUGCUUAUCCUCAUCUUGAUUUUUUUACUCUCUCUACUAACAAAAUUCUCCCAGCUUUCUAACUCUGUAGUCUCCUGUUUCUUACUUGAAAGGAUAUUUCUCAUGACCCAAUGAUUCAUCCCUGCAACUUCUUUCUGACCAUCACUAGUCAUAUAUCAAGUAAACACUCUCACACUUUUUUUUUUUUCCAAUUAGUAAGUCUUCCAUUGGUUCCAACAAGGAUUUUUUUCCUUUUUGUCCUUAGUCAUAUUCUUAGGAGAAAGAAGGAAUGGUCUUCCAUGAACUGAUUUGGUCUUAAUUAGGCUAAGUUAGGAAAUCAGUUAUUGAAGCCCAAACUAAGUUAGCAGUAAUGAUAGAAAGACAGGUUUAGGAGCUACUGGACUAAGUGUUUUUGUCUGUUUGCUUGUUUGUUUAAUGAUUCGAGUCUUGAGGCUAGCUGCGGAGCAGCCAAAGCUGAGAUGGCAUGCUGAUUUCUAACCAUCGGCUUAAUUUGCUCACCACCAUGCACCAGACAAAAGCCUGAAUACUCAUGUCAUGUGCUUGUUCCCACCACUGCUUGUGUUAGCAUUUUGGUGCCAAGUAAGAGAAAAUACAAUUUUAAAUAGUUUCUGCAUCACUAAAACCUUAUUAAAAUGAGCCUAGCAGUGAAAGGUAUCCAACGACUUUUUAAUUCCAAGAUUAUUGAUUGGAUUUUUUUUUUUUUUGCAUUAAAAUUUUCAAAAUAAAGUAAAACAUAUGGAGAGUCAGGGAAUAAAAAGUCAAAAGAAAGAUACAGAGCCUUUUUUUCCCCGACGUAUUGCUUCUGCAGUUUUUUUUUACCACCUUUCCCUAGCCCUAUUUAGUUUGUUAUUGCUGCUCUUCUCUUUUCUUUCUGUAUCUAUGCCUUUUUUCACAGUAGUCCUUGGCUCUGCACGGAAUAAAUGAUCCCCUCAGUCUAAUUGGAUGUGCUUUCGCCUCUGCAUGUAAGUACAGUAGUAAGAUAUCUUUGAGAUCUUUCUGAUUUUUUCUAUUAGGAAAAACAAAUGGGAUGGAUGGAUUUUUUCUUUCAUUCUUUUUGAGUUGGGUAGGAAGGUAAUGACAACUAUAAAUAUAUUUUAAAUGGCUACAUUUAUAUCUUUCACAAGAACCACAAAAAUUCAUGUUACCCUUUACUAUCAAUGUAGACAAUCAGAAAUUACUAAUCUCAGCCUGUGUUUUUGGACAUCAGUGGAUAUUACAUCAAGUCCUUGGUUCUGAUAAUGUUGAUAAAAGCCAGAAUGAGAAACUACUACCUUCCACUAGAGAAAAUCAAAAAUCAUCCCUGCUUAAUUUUUUGGUGAUCUUAGUUUCAAGGUCUCUCCCUCAUGCUAACUGGUAUCAGUGGUCAUCUCUUUCUCUUUGUGUGUGUGUGUAUGUGUGUGUGUGUGUGUGUGUGUGCACCAGACCACUCCAACUGGUCUCUCCUAUCUUUUUUUCAACCGUAAUGACCAUCUUUUUACUUCUUCAGGAGUUUAGUUUAGCGAUCACUAACAAUUUUAUGUGCUGUCAGAUGUGAUGGAAAAGCCCUUUGAGAAUUUAUUGGCUGUUCAGAGACUAUGUUUUCCCAGCUUAGACUCUAUUAAUUCACCAAGAUCUUGUCCAACUGGGGGAAUCAUUUAAUGUAACACUGGGCAUAGGUUACUUAUCAUCCUUCUAUGCUUUGUAAUCUCACCAGCAAUAACAUUUAUUGUCUAUAUCUUAUGCAUCUCAAAUGGACUUGGUUUCCUCACUUUCUUGACGUACCCAUGAGUGUUUCACAUACAAACUGCUGCAUCAGAUUUUUCAGCUAUUUACCAAUCCACGUCAUACUGUCUCUGUGUGGUCCUACAAAAAGUGUCCAUUCAAAUUCUUUAUUUUGCCAUUUGCGACCGUCUGAAACUGUCAAGUCUCAACUUCUGAAAGUCCUGGUUCCAUUUACAGGACAUGUAUAUGAUGACUCUUUAGUAGAAAUUUUGACCUACAAAGUCUAGAUUGUAUGUAGGUAUGAAGGGAAUUUUUAAAAUAAAUUGAAAAUUAAGCUGUGAACAGCAUUAGAACUUUGUCUAUUAAUUUUUAAAUAUGCUGAUAUGCCUUAAACUGUAGCUGUAGAUCAUUGUCAUUUUGCUGUUUGAAAAUAACCAAUGUGUUUUCUAAAACUUGUGUAAUCUACUUUCUGUGUUAAUGCAGAAUUGUCAUAUAUGUAAGCUGCAUGUUAGACACUUGUCUUUUUUAAGAAAACUAAAAUAAUUGUAUUAAUGUGAAGCAUAUCACUUUUUCAAGUAUGAAAGUAAUCACUCAGCAACCAUGCUCAGUAAUUUGGUGUCUGUUAAGGUAGGAGAGUGGCGGACAGGUAAUCUAUGCAUAUAUCAACAGUGCCAAGACCUAAAGCAGGGGGAAAUAUAUUUUUACCCAAACAUUA